AUGCAGUCUACUCAGGAGUCAUCCCAGGGCCCUCACCCUUACCAGUCUCUCGAUAUCGACGAACGCGUGGAAAGGGUUUUGAAAAGUACGCCCCUCUUUGACGGCCACAAUGACUUGCCACAACAACCACGUUGUAUAUUCAAAGGCAAAGUUCAUGACAAUCCCAAAUUCGAUUUGAGGAAAGGAUUCGAGCGUGGAAUGACAGACAUUCCCCGUCUCCGUGAAGGAGCUGUGGGUGCGCAAUUUUGGAGUAUCUGCGUCCCCUGCUUACGAUCCGCCGAAAACUUCUCUACGCCAGAAUACAGUGAUAUGGCACGUGAUGCGAUUGAACAGAUUGAAAUGACACGCCGCAUGCUUGAGGAGUGUCAGGAUACCUUUCAACUUGUAUUAGAGCCGGGAGAUGUGAGACGGAUUUAUGAUACCGCUAUUUUCGAUACUCCGCGUAAUGUGCCUGAUGAUGUACUUCACCUCGUCGCUGCCAACAAUGGAAUAGUCAUGGUCACGUUCGUCCCGGAGCAUUGUGCGACCAAACGCAAAGAUGCGACGAUGGAAAUGGUUCUCGACCAUUUGUUUCAUAUCGCUAACCUAAUAGGUUGGCAGUAUGUAGGUCUUGGUUCUGACUUCGAUGGGAUCGCCUCGGUUAUUCCACGACUGGAAGAUGUAAAAUGCUACCCGGGACUGAUGAAAGCAAUUCUAGAUCGGGGGGCGACGGAAGAAGAGCUAGCCCUAUGUAUUGGGGAUAACCUUAUUAGAGUUUGGACAGAAGUUGCGGCUAAACGCGAUGAAAUGAAGGCUACUGGGGUAAAGCCAGUCGAAGAUGUUUGGGAGGGUCGCCAAUGGUGGAGAUAUGAUGGCUAUUAUCAAAUUCCCGAUCCAGAUCCAGAAGAUAAACUAGGAUACGACUGGUAUGGAGUGCCAAGAGUAGAAAAGAACUAG
This is a messenger RNA of Lachnellula hyalina, 936 nucleotides long. Its product is annotated as putative dipeptidase. Gene Ontology annotation, biological process: proteolysis. The record is from RefSeq and is a predicted model, not a curated record. The transcript has 3 exons. Gene Ontology annotation, molecular function: metallodipeptidase activity. Bases 1 to 936 code for a protein of 311 amino acids. Lineage: Eukaryota; Fungi; Ascomycota; Leotiomycetes; Helotiales; Lachnaceae.